Molecule: messenger RNA, 1225 nt
Organism: Magnolia sinica
Lineage: Eukaryota; Viridiplantae; Streptophyta; Magnoliopsida; Magnoliales; Magnoliaceae
Exons: 6
Coding region: 121-975 (284 amino acids)
Source: RefSeq, a predicted model, not a curated record
AUUUUUCAGGAGCAAAGAAAUGCUCCUUGUCUACCUCUUUGUAAUCCAUUUUAACUUUCCUUUUCCCCUUCCGUACUGCUGAAACUCUAAUGCCAGCUCUCAUUAAAAAAAACCCAGAAAAUGUUGCCGACAAGCUCUGUGUUGAUUUCGGGGAGUGGCGAGAGGGAAGAAGAAGAGAAGUGCAGAAUGCUGAGAAAUAGUGGUUUUGGAGAUCAGAAAUGGAGAGAGAAGAUGAUGGAAGGAGAAGCAAGAACUGUUGAUUGUUUAAGGGGAAGAUUGCUUGCAGAGAGAGUGACUUCAAAGGCUGCAAAAGAAGAUGCAGAUCUCAUGGGUAAAAAGCUGAUAGAGCUAGAAAGGCAGCUACAGCUGGAGAUGGAAUCCCGGAACAGAGUGGAAAAGAAGCUGAAACUUGCUACAAGAAAGCUACAAUCCCUGAAACUUUCAGCUGUUCCAAGCCAAUCCAGUUCGCCUGAGAAAAGCGAAAGCUCUGCUAGUUCAUCCACAGUUUCCUCAGGCCUCCAAAAGCAAGAAGAAGAAGAACAGAAAGCCGAUUUGCAAACAGCAGAUUCAGGAGAAUGGGGCAUGGAUCAGAAUGCAGGGAAGACAACUGAUGUGCUCUUGAAUGUGGAGGGUUCCAGACUAGACAACAAUUCAGUUUCUAAUUCAGAACAAGCAGGUGAAUCUAAAGAGGUCCUUAGCUCCGGAGAGUCCGCGACAACAGCUGAUGCUAUCAGACAGUCUUCAUUGGGUGGAGAAGAGCUGGGUAAAGCACAAGAUGGGGAGGAUUUCGAAGGCGAUCUUUCUCUUGCAUUAGUUCCAGCAAGCAUGUGGCAUGAGAUCAAAGCUUCUGAACCCCGCUUCAACACUAACGCCCAUGAUGUUCUUGUUGCUCUGCAACAUGCCAAAGCAAAACUGCAAAGUUCAAUGGACAGAAUAGCGAUUCAAUCUCGCUCCUACGAGUUGUGUGGUGUGUAAAAGACAUUAUUCUUACCAGAUGUGCUGGAUAUUUUCUAUAUGAGAAUUGUCAAAAAUGGUGGUCCUCAGAAAAAUGCUGGCAAAACUAGAGGGCACUUCUCCUUCAUUACUCAACAGUGGCACAAUCAUGUGUCCUUGUUCACCAUCAGGAUGUUAGAAGGGCUCAAGCUUUAUCAUAGCCAGUAGAGAUGCCAGCAGUAAUUUUUCAAUAACCAUUCAUUUAUUUUUAUCAUUUCAACUUAGGCCUGUA